AUGAGAGAUGCCAAAGGAGCCCAGCGGAGGAGGAGGAGGAGGCUGUAUUCACUGGACAACAGUCGCCCUUUGUUGCGGAUUGGAUCAACUGGAGUUGAUUGGAUGAAAAGGAACAGGGGCGGAUUUGAGCGAUAUACAAAGCAGAAUUGGCGGUAUCAAAGUAGAAAAUUUCUGCUACCGCCACCACGUUUAAUUUGGCUUCAUUUUUAUUUUGCAGAUCAAAAUCGAACAUUUCCACCACUAAAGCCUAUAGUAGCAGUUGCUGGAGCUUCUAUUUUUUUGGCAUUUUGUCUGUAUGUGGGGAAUGUUGUGGUGGCAUCAACUCCCCUAUCCCGACGCCAGUAUCUUCAACGUAGAAAUGGGCUCACAGGUAUUACUAUGGACAAAUCUGUUGAGUUCUCAUAUGAAGAGCUUGCAAUAGCUACUGAUGACUUCAGCCUAAAUAAUAAGAUUGGGCAAGGUGGCUUUGGAUCUGUUUACCAUGCAGAAUUACGAGGAGAGAAAGCUGCAAUUAAGAAGAUGGAUAUGCAAGCAUCUAAAUUAUUUCUUUCUGAACUGAAGGUUUUAACCAAUGUUCAUCACUUGAACCUGGUUCGCUUAAUAGGAUAUUGCGUUGAAGGCUCCUUAUUCCUAGUUUAUGAGUAUAUAGAGAAUGGCGACUUAAGUCAACAUCUGCACAGCUCACGAAGGGAUCCAUUGCCGUGGUCUACUAGAGUGAACAUUGCAUUGGAUUCUGCAAGAGGACUUGAAUACAUCCAUGAGUAUACCGUUCCAGUCUACAUCCACCGUGAUAUUAAAUCAGCAAAUAUACUAAUAGACAAGAACUUCCGGGGAAAGGUUGCAGAUUUUGGGCUAACAAAAUUGACUGAAUAUGGAACUGCUUCGCUGAACUCAAGUCUUGCGGGUACAUUUGGAUACAUGUCUCCAGAAUAUACUCAAUAUGGUAAGAUUUCCCCAAAGAUAGAUGUUUAUGCUUUUGGAGUUGUCCUCUUUGAACUAAUAUCGGGCAUGGAGGCAGUGGGACUUGUUGCUUUGUUUAAAAAUGUGCUUAGCCGGCCUGAUCCAGGAGAAUAUCUUCAAAAACUUGUGGACCCUGGACUUGGUGAUGAUUACCCAUUUGACUCUCUGUGUAAGCUGGUUGAGCUUGCCAAUGCUUGUACUCAAGAGGAUCCUCAUCUAAGGCCAAGCAUGAGGUCUAUAGUGGUUGCACUAGUGUCGCUUUCAUCUUCGACUGAGGAUUGGGAUUUUGGUUCUUUCUAUAAAAAUUCCUGCUCUAGUCCAUCUAAUUUCUGGAAGAGGAUGCUCAUGAAGCCUCAUGUUAACUGGCGAUGCAUGGCUUUAAAGGUGACCUCAUGAAGAAAAAGUCGUCUCAACAAUCAUCUGUAAAUUCUGUUUGCGAAGUACCCUAGGAGAUGUGAAAGGUGGAAGAAAUGUAGAUAUUGUGUGGUAGUUUACGUCAAUUUGUUUUCAGUCUCUUAAGAUUUUCUGUGUCACCAUUCAUUGGGAGUGAUUUACCUGGUGUUUGUAUGACUUUGCUUGGCAUAUUAAUUCAUGUUUAGGCAUAGAAAUGUUCCAGCUUC
Quercus robur (English oak) is the source of this 1580-nucleotide messenger RNA. Its product is annotated as chitin elicitor receptor kinase 1-like. Gene Ontology annotation, biological process: protein phosphorylation; innate immune response. The transcript is spliced from 12 exons. Gene Ontology annotation, molecular function: ATP binding; transmembrane receptor protein kinase activity. The record is from RefSeq and is a predicted model, not a curated record. Bases 1 to 1356 code for a protein of 451 amino acids. Lineage: Eukaryota; Viridiplantae; Streptophyta; Magnoliopsida; Fagales; Fagaceae.